Didymodactylos carnosus is the source of this 279-nucleotide messenger RNA. The record is from the annotation of a GenBank genome assembly. Lineage: Eukaryota; Metazoa; Rotifera; Eurotatoria; Philodinida; Philodinidae.
AUGGUAUCGGCAUAUCGAAAGUCAAAAAUUGGAUUAAUACCAAAGAAAGAAGGUCAAAAUGCUGCUAUGGAGGAAUGUUUUUACGGCGAAGACGAAGUGGCAAUGGUAACAAGUGAUCAACAUCAGAAGAAAAAAAGAAUCAAAGAUUUAAAAAGUGGAGAUCGUGUUUAUACAGUGAAUGUACACAGAAAUAAAAUGGAAGAAGACGUUGUUAUGUUCAUUGGGCAUGGUGAUAGUGAAAGAAAUGGUGAGCCACAGUUGUCAGUUUCUAGUAGCUAG